Molecule: messenger RNA, 354 nt
Organism: Cetraspora pellucida
Lineage: Eukaryota; Fungi; Glomeromycota; Glomeromycetes; Diversisporales; Gigasporaceae
Source: the annotation of a GenBank genome assembly
AUGAAAACGAAAUGGUUGACUAAUGAUCUUUUUGGUUUAAGCUUAGAGAAAGAAUUAAUUUAUAGAAAACUUGCAAAUUCUCUUGAGAAUCAAAAUCAAAAUUGGUUGACAAGCAGCAAUACUAUCUGUGUAGUUGGGAAUAAAGAUCUCAGACCUGAUGUUGGUGUAUGGUUUCAACGACCAACACAUUCACAAAAGCCUAGUCAACCUACAUGUCCUACUAGCGCACCAUAUGUUUGUCAUUGGGAUUCGAAUAACAAUAAAAUCUGGUAUCAACUAGAUUGGAAUCAUUAUAUUACUCUUAUAUGUGGUCUAGCAAUAGAUUUUAAUGUUGUGCUUACCGAGUUGGUUUAA